This is a messenger RNA of Prunus persica (peach), 1221 nucleotides long. RefSeq lists its product as uncharacterized. The record is from RefSeq and is a predicted model, not a curated record. The transcript is spliced from 3 exons. The coding region runs from base 252 to 875 and encodes 207 amino acids. Lineage: Eukaryota; Viridiplantae; Streptophyta; Magnoliopsida; Rosales; Rosaceae.
GGAAGGGAACUGAGAUUCUCAUCAUCAUUUUCUUUUGCCUUUUCUUUUCUGUAGCAGUACCUGAUAGUAGAGCAGCUAAGCUAUCCCAUAAAAGCCAGGGCCAGGGGAAAGUGCUCUCACAGUCACAAGCUUCUCCUCUCUCCUGGUUGGUUUUUGAUGCUGUGAACAUUUCAAUACCCUCAGAAAUCUUCCAAAACCCCUUGUUUCCUUUUGAAGCACUUCAACUUUUUUAUGCUUCAGAGCAACUCCCAAUGGCAGAUUGGAGGGGUAUGAUGAGCAAAAGCAGUGGCUUUGGUGGGGGGUCAAUGAGAAACAAUGAAGAUUUUGAAGAAGAAGAUGUGUGGGGUGUUGGGAAUAAUGAGAGCGAAAAUUCAAGUCCCAAGAUGAUGAGGAAGUCUAACAAGGACAGCUCCUCUGCUUCUUCCUCUGCAUGGCGCCUCCCUACUGCUCCAAGAAUUAUCCCAAGGGCUGCUGCUGCUAAUACUCCAACCUCCCACGAACCCAAGGUGGUCCAAAAAUCAGCUCCUCAGAACAUCCCUGAUUGGUCAAAAAUUUAUGGCAAGAGUGCCAAGAUUGGUUCUUGGGUUCAUGAUGAUGAUGAUGGGUAUGGUGUCAAUGGUGGUCAUGUUGCUUAUGAGGAUGGGGGGCAUCAUCAUGAUCAUGGUGUCAGUGAUGAUGAUGAUGAUGUGAAUAAUGAUGGUGAUGGUGAUGAUGAUGAUGGUAUGGUCCCUCCACAUGAAUGGGUAGCUAGAAAGCUAGCAAGAAGCCAGAUUUCAUCUUUCUCUGUGUGUGAAGGGAUUGGAAGAACACUCAAAGGAAGAGACCUCAGCAAAGUAAGAAAUGCUAUUUUGACAAAAACUGGUUUCUUAGAGUAAUUAAUUGCCUUCAUCUCAUCAGUCCACCAUUAUUCUAUUUCAAUUUCAAUUUACCAUCAAAAUCAUUGUUAGCCAUGAGGGUCCCAUGUAAUCUUUUUUCAUUUUGCUUUGUUUAAUUCUUCUUAGCAAAUAUAGUAUGUAGUGUGCUGGCUGGGGGUCCACUGAAACUUUCACAUAGAAAGUCCCUAGCUAAAAGAAAACAGAGGUGCCCUUUUAAUGGUGUGAUUUUUUCCAGUAAAAAAAGAAGAUGGAAAAAGUUGAAAAACCAUUGGCAGCCUCUGAGAUUUUGUAUGGUAGCCAAGCCAAGUAACAUUUGGUGUUUAAUUUAGGUGAAUGAUGGGUAUUU